Molecule: messenger RNA, 231 nt
Organism: Exserohilum turcica Et28A
Lineage: Eukaryota; Fungi; Ascomycota; Dothideomycetes; Pleosporales; Pleosporaceae
Exons: 1
Coding region: 1-231 (76 amino acids)
Source: RefSeq, a predicted model, not a curated record
AUGCGCCGCGAGAAGAAGAGGAUGCUACUAGAUGUUGCAACCCUUGAAGACCAAGCUGCUCAGUUGGCAUAUCGUACUGCCAAUCUAGGCCGCAUAGUUAGUACACUAUCAGAGGAAAUUCGGCGCAAGGAUGAGCACAUUGCCCAGUUAGCAAGUGCAGUGAGGCAAAGAGAGAAAAUGAUAGAUGCCAUGCAGUGCGCCGCUUCUCUGAUCCAGCUGCGUUAUAGCUGA